This is a messenger RNA of Besnoitia besnoiti, 1134 nucleotides long. Its product is annotated as SAG-related sequence. Lineage: Eukaryota; Apicomplexa; Conoidasida; Eucoccidiorida; Sarcocystidae. The record is from RefSeq and is a predicted model, not a curated record. Gene Ontology annotation, cellular component: membrane. The transcript has a single exon. The coding region runs from base 1 to 1134 and encodes 377 amino acids.
AUGCAGACAUAUAGUGGAUUCGAUGGACGGAGUGGAGUGUUCAUGUCAUCGACCAAGAUGCUCGUCUUGAUGUGCAUCGGUGGAUUCCUGUUGUUUUCGGUUGGACAGGCUGUCGAGGGCCAACUCGCUAAUGCCGAAGGACACUCUGCGGAUGGCAUUCUGCCCAACUCUCAGGAGCCUGUGUCCUCUACAUGCAAGGUUACAAAUGACGGGCAGCAAAACAAUGAAGGCCCAACUGCAGCCACUCUAACGAUUUCGAAGGACACUCUAAGCGCGACCUUGCGCUGCGAAGGAGAGGGCAAUGCUGUUGUACCCACAGACAAAACAAUGGUCUGUAUUGACGAGGAAAACGCUACAGUCCAGACGUGCACAGGCAGCACAGCGAAGCAGGUCGCUCUGACCGGUCUCCUUGCUCCGGCGAAAUCGGAGCCGAUCACUAAGAGCAGCCCACCCUCAUCUGCUAACGUGCAGGAAAGGACCCUGAAAAUACAAGAGUCCCAGCUUCCCUUCACGGAUAAGACGUUCUUCGUCGGAUGCCAGAAAAAAAGCAAUACUAAUGACACUAAAUGCAAAGUUACAGUAAAGGUGAAAGCCCGGGCUUCGUCUGCCCAGCGCAAUGCGGUGGUGUGUGCAUACGGCGAGGACAGCAACAACGAGGGGCCCGUAAGGGUAGAAAUGUCGGAGGAACAAAACAAGCUUUCCAUUGACUGCGGCCAAGACGGAGCCUUUUUCUCAGUAACCUACACUGAAUACUGCCCCCCCGAGAGCACAGAUCUGAGAGAAUGCACUGAGAAGUUCGCCGAUCUCCUACCUAGUUUUUCACCAAGCUGGUGGGUCAAAGGUGACAAGGGCGCCCCGUCCGUCUUCACUAUCCCAGCGACAGACUUCCCUGCUGCCGAUCGGCAGUUCAUGGUCGGUUGCGCGCCGAGAUCGACAUCCGCCGAGAGGCCUAAAGUUACCGAUCAAAAAGAUGAGUCCGCUCCUAGUUCUGUUAGAUCCUCUUUGUGCAGGGUAGUGGUGACUGUGAAGGCAACGCGUGCUUCUUCGGCUACAUCUCGAGUGCAGACCUUCACCGCAGCCUCUGCUGUAGCAGCCGCUAUGGGAUUCAUCGUCUGGCUGCCGGCCUUGGCAUGA